GAGUUUGUAGUGCAGCCCAGCCAGGUGGUAGCUGAAGGAAUCUGACUGUCAGUCUGGCCAGCGAGUCACUCAGUGCGUGGAAUACUCGUGGAACCAGCCGCUGAGAGCACAAGUAUCCAGCCUUCGUUACAGCGGGAACAGAAACUUGACUCGGCCUGUGAAAACAGUAAAUUACCAUGAUGGCAGUGAUGGGAAGCGCCGGUCGCUUGAUCCAAUUUGCCAGGAGCAGCGUCAGUCUGAGUAUAAGGAAACGCUCCACUGCUGCUGCUUUAGCCCAGGCUGCAACUCUAGAAACACAGCAGAACAGGAAACCUAAGACGGGCAUCUUGAUGCUGAACAUGGGAGGACCUGAGAAACUAGAAGAUGUUCACGACUUCCUGCUGCGGCUCUUCAUGGACACAGACCUGAUGAAACUCCCUGUACAGAGUAAGCUCGGCCCGUUCAUCGCCAAGCGCCGCACGCCAAAGAUCCAGGAGCAGUACAGUAAGAUCGGGGGAGGCUCGCCCAUCAAACACUGGACCUCCAUGCAGGGAGAGGGCAUGGUGAAGCUGCUGGACGAGAUGAGUCCUGAGACAGCUCCUCAUAAGUUCUACAUCGGUUUCCGGUACGUUAAGCCGCUGACGGAGGAGGCCAUCGAGGAGAUGGAGAGAGACGGGGUGGAGAGAGCCGUGGCCUUCACACAGUAUCCUCAGUACAGCUGCUCCACCACAGGCAGCAGUCUGAACGCCAUCUACCGUUACUACAGCAACAGAGGGGACAGGCCAAAAAUGCGCUGGAGUGUCAUCGACCGUUGGCCCACACACCCUCUGCUGGUGGAGUGUUUUGCAGAACACGUCAGAAACGAGCUGCUGAAGUUUCCAGAAGAGAAGAGAGACGACGUUGUCAUUCUGUUCUCAGCCCACUCCCUCCCUAUGGCUGUUGUAAACAGAGGCGACCCAUAUCCUCAGGAAGUGGGAGCCACCGUCCAGAGAGUCAUGGAGAGACUGGGACACUGUAACCCUUACAGACUAGUGUGGCAGUCCAGGGUGGGGCCCAUGCAGUGGCUCGGCCCCCAGACGGACGAUGUGAUUAAAGGUCUGUGUGAGCGUGGGAAGAAGAACCUCCUGCUGGUGCCCAUCGCCUUCACCUCGGACCACAUAGAGACUUUACACGAGCUCGACAUAGAGUAUGGGCAGGUGCUGGGGGAGGAGUGCGGGGUGGAGAACAUCAAGAGAGCGGAGUCGUUGAAUGGGAACCCUCUCUUUAUGAAGGCUCUGGCAGACCUGGUCAACACCCACCUGAAGUCCAACGAGGCCUGUUCCCGUCAGCUGACCCUCCGCUGCCCGCUGUGCACCAACCCCACUUGUGGGGAAACCAAGGCCUUCUUCGCCAGCCAGCCAACCUCAUAGAAACACACACACACACACACACACACACACACUAUAGUGCCCUUCCUGCAGCAGUGCUACCUGUGAAAGAAACUUAAGGCCUUCUUCGAUAAACCGAAGACUCAUACACACAAACACAAACACACACACACACACACACACACACACACAUAAACACACACCGUGUCUCCAGCAAUAGUGUCAGUUACAUAGAAAAACACAACAUGAGGGACUUGGGGAAAUGGUUUCUGCGAAUACAUUUUGACGUUUGUUUUAUUGUAUCUACAUGUCGGACGGGAGGAGUUUGACCACAGCGAGUACCUUACCUUACUUACUUAAUGGGAAACAUACACAAACUCAAUCCAAAAUUGGCAUUUUAGUAGCAUUUAGUACAUCAUAUUUUAAUAAUCAAACAAAAUGCUAAUAUUAGGCUUUGAAUACACCGACGAAUACAAUUUUAUUUUUGGUUUUUGGUCUUUUCAUGGGAGAAAAAAAAAGAUAUUUCUAAUAUCUGCAUCUUAACACUCACUUCAGAUAAUUCAUGAUUCCAUAAAUGACUCCCAACCAGCAAACCACACAGAUUAAAACAAACGCGAAUUGCGGAUACCAUUUUGCAAAAAGUCCGCGAGGGUAAAAGAACUGACACUGUGCAGGAACUGCUCACAUCCCAUCAACGCUAAAGAAAACAAAAGCCUUGCACUAUUAUUUUUUAUUUUUUUGUGUGCGCAUCUUUUAUUGCAGCUCUUCUGGUUACAUUCCAUGCGAUCGGCCCCUGUUAACCCCCAUCAGAGACCCCGUUUCUCUUCUCUCUGGUGCUAAAUGAAAAACAGUUCGCCAAUGACGACGACGCCACACACGAGGGAUCUGGUCGUCAUGCCGUUGACCCACCAGCCAGCCCUGCUGCAAUUCUCGCAAUGUGAUUGGAGGAGGUUGGUUGCUGCUCAAAAUGCUGCUGCCUGUUAGGUGGAUACCACUGAACUUAAGAGAGUAAAAAAAAAAAAUAAAAAAAAUAGAAUUUAGGAGGAAUUGCGCGGCUACUUUAUUUAGGAGAGUCAACUUCAUGACAGGAAGAUUUGAGUAAAAAAAAUAUUCUAAUCCUCAUUCUUAGUCCUGCAUCCAUCCAUCAUCUAUUCUAUGUUGGUGCUUUGCAAAGCUAAGAAAGAGCUUAGAAAGAACCUUGCGUGAGUUCUACAAUAAUCCACAGUGCCGCUGUAGUCCAUCUGCAGAUUCCGUUUGGGUCAGCUCAUAAUGCUUUUUCCUCUCUGCCAACUGCCGCGUGGUGACGUCUGUAAUUUCCUUUUUGAAUCCUCUCCCUAAUGACCUAAUUCGUUACUGAAAAUCAUUUUGAGCCUAAUUACGUGCAGGUACUUCUGUUCAUUACCAAUUCUGAUCUAAUACUUUGAUUCAUCAAUAUCGAAAUAGAUGUUCGAUUUUGUAACAUAUUUAGCAGUUCGCAGAAGCCUUUUGUUCCAUUACUGUAAGCGCUCUGUAUACAGUUUUAGUUUUAAGUGAUAAGACAAAAGGUUUUUACAUUUAAUUCAUAUAUCAUAUUCUUGGAGCCGUGAAAAGCUUUUCACGAGUCACUUUUGAAGGACGGCACGGGAAGUUUAAAAGAGCAAAAAAAAACUACAAUGACACUGGAACUGUCCUACAACAACAAGAUUCAGUAUGCGUUCUUUAAAAAAAAAACAAUACUGUGUAGAGAAGUAGCACAAUUAAGUAGGAUUAGAGUUAAGUUUUAAUGUAGAUUCACUUUGACUUCGGUCUGCCUAAACCUCUCUGCAGUUUUUUUUCUUCCACUCACACCUCCCCUGAUCACAGGGCAGUAACUAAAUGUGAAUCUAAUUAGUCAUAAGGUUGAAGGUUUAUAGGUUUAUUUAUUUAGUUUUGCCGUCAGGUGCUACAGCUCCAUAAAAUGUCUUGAAGUUCACAGGUUUGAUUUAUCUGCUGUCCCAUUCGGCAUGAGACUCCCUAAUAAUGUGUAAAGGUCAAAAUAAAACCGUAAAACUUUUUAUGGGUAGUACUCGGUACCUCUAACCCCGUCCCUCCACUGUUUUUGUCCUGUGAUACCAUGAGACUGUGCCUUUUACACUGGCUAACUAGAAAUACUGGACUUUAUGCGUUAUGUUAUUUUUUUUUACGUGUGCUUAACCAAAAUGCUGACAGGAAAAAUCCACCCUGAAAUCUGAAUUUCCCAGUGUUUUAUAUUCCAAACUUCCGUAAAUGAACUCCGAACUGUACAACUUUAGCAAACGGCAAGCUAACUACAUAGAAGUGUGAACUAGCGAGCAUAGAAGGCGAGCUAAGUGUUAGCAAACGGGUAGCGUAAUUUCUGCAAAGCCUUCGUCGCUUGCAGUUGCGUAUAAUACAAUAUCCAAUAUCAGAGGACAGUAGGUCGAUUGAAAUAAUUGAGAAGCUGUGCAACGUGUAGCCUCUAUCUGGUUUUUACUUUUGAACAAACCGCUACAAAUACGUAACCUGAUAAAAACGGUAGCUAAUGUAGACUACCUAUGUGCUGUGAGUACAAGGCUAAUUCACGAACACUUCGUCUUCCCGUUCUCCUCCAGAUGUGGCGCAAAUACAGCAGCAGCAACGCUCGCUUGCUAGCUUAUUAGCUCGCUUGCUAGGGAGCCAGCUAACCUGUGCAUUACUAGUGCUCACAUGCUUGCUAGUUAGCUCACUAACUUAGUGUAGGUGCAGCCAUUCUGAAGAUAAUGUGAAAGAACAUACAAGAUAGCUGUUGACUUAUUGAUAGUCUGAGCUUGACUUUUCAAAACCAAAAAAAGCAGACCCUCAGACUUUUUAUUCUGCCAAUAACUGUCAAUGAACCUUUGAGGUCUUUAGCGUUUCAGCCUUUUUCCAGUAAGUACAGACAGUAUACAUUGGAGCUGUUGGAUGUGCUUGCCAUUGAUUACCAACGACGUUGGGAGAGACACUUUAUAAUUUAGAAAGAUUUACAUCUUUUUAUCUUAUUGUGUAGCUAUAUUGGACCUACUACCAGCACUUGCAACUUCCAAAUUUAUGUUUCUCUUAGUCACUCUUUGAACAUGGUUACACCUAAAUGCCAACAAUUGCUGUAUUUAUUGUACUGUUCUUUUAGUUGGUAAAUCUCUCUGCUUCCACUGUGUAAUGCAUACAUGCACAUUGCAACACAUAUCCGCGUUCAAUACAAACAGCACUACUUUGUGCUUUCAGUGCCCUUCCACAGGUUUGAAAGUGAUGGUUUUGUUUUUGAGGAAUACUUUACCCAGAGUUCUCUGUUUUAUGUCAAUGGAUCCAUGUGGCAGCUCAGUUUAAAUGAGUUUCAAAUGAGUAUUUCUCCUUUUUUUUUGUGCAUAGCUGCUAGCUGAUCCCACAGACAUUAAGCUAAAAUAAGCCAAUCUCGAUGUUACAAGACACCAUCAAACUGCGGUAUCAGUAACCCAAAAGUAAAAUUCCUCAAAAAACCUAACCAUCACUUUACUACAACUAUAUCUAACUACCAAUUUGUGCAGAAUGUGAUGGGUGGGUUUUUCCUCAACCAACAUGUUUCUCAUUUAUUUUGAAUUAUACUCUGUGUGUCCGGUUUGACAAAUCUGUGUGUUUUAAGAGUUUUGCUCGGUGUGUGUGUGUGUGUGUGUGUGCGCUUAGCUGAAAAUGCAUUUAGCAGAGUUUGCGUUGUACAUAUAACAAAGACGCUACAGCUUUGUUGCAGCUCAAGCGUACUUUUUUGUUUGGAAUUAUUUAUUUUUGGUCUUUUGUUUGUGUUCCAGACCACAUACUGUCUCCAUUGUUUGAACUUUUUUAUUUUAUUUUUUUUAUAUAUAUAUUUGAGGGACAUGGUAUUAGCAUUGCGAUUACAGCAUUGUAAAUUAAAUGCAAUAAAAGAAAACAGCGACUGGUGUAA
Messenger RNA from Perca flavescens (yellow perch), 5253 nucleotides. RefSeq names its product ferrochelatase (gene fech). Gene Ontology annotation, molecular function: protoporphyrin ferrochelatase activity. The record is from RefSeq and is a predicted model, not a curated record. Lineage: Eukaryota; Metazoa; Chordata; Actinopteri; Perciformes; Percidae. Bases 177 to 1388 code for a protein of 403 amino acids. The transcript has 11 exons. Gene Ontology annotation, biological process: heme biosynthetic process. Gene Ontology annotation, cellular component: mitochondrion.